AUGGCCGACCACACGUCUCCUGAUUAUUUCAGCUGCUCCCUGUGUCAGAGUCUCCUCAGGGACCCCGUGGCCAUCCCCUGUGGCCACAGCUUUUGCAUGGACUGCAUCGACGGCUACUGGAACGAAGCGGACUACACCGGGAUCUACAUCUGUCCCCAGUGCAAGAUCACGUUCACCCAGAGGCCCGUGCUGCGACCCAAUGCCACCCUCACCAUGGUGGCCGAGAAGAUCAAGAAGAGCGGCCUGAACGUCAACUUGAGCGUGUCGCAGGCGAAUGUCUACGCGGGGACCAACGACGUGCCCUGCGACUUCUGCACAGGGAAGAAACUCAAGGCAGUUAAGUCGUGCCUGAAUUGCCUGGCGUCGUACUGCGAGAAGCACCUGAGGCCGCACUAUGAGUCGGCCACAUUCAAGAGGCACAAGCUGGUGGACGAGCUGGGGAACCUAGACAGGAAGAUCUGCCCGCAACACCAGAAAUCCCUGGAGCUCUUCUGCCGGACGGACCAGAUGUGCAUCUGUGCCAUCUGCACCGUCAGCGAACACAGAGGCCAUGACAUCGUGUCCGCCGAGGCAGAGAGGGGCGAGAAGCAGAAACUGUUGGGUGUUUCCCAAGCUGAGAUUAGGCAAAAAUGCCAGGAAAGGGUAAAGGAGCUGGAGGAACUCAAGACUGCUGUGGAUUCACUUAAGAACUCAGCCCAGAGAGCAAUGGUGGAGAGCCAGAAGAUGUUUGAGGACAUGAUUCGCUCCAUCGAGAGGAUGAGGUCGGAGGUGACCAAGCUGAUCGGCAUCAACGAGAAGGCGGCUUUCAACCAGGCCGAAGCUUUGAUCGAGCGACUGGAGCAGGAGAUCGACGAGCUCAAGAAGAAGGAGACCGGCCUCAAGCAGCUCUACAGCACCGAAGACCACAUCCAUUUUCUGCAGAACUUUAACUACCUGUGCACGCCGACCGAUGAUGGCUUCAUUCCCAAGGUGACCGUCAACCCCGACUUCUCCUUUGCCGCCGUCAGGAAGGCUGUGGGGGAGAUAAAAGAGCGCCUCGAGGAAUUCGGCAGGGAGGAGCUGCUCAAAAUUUCCAAAACAGUGAAUGAGGUCCCAGUCUACACGACGGAGAGCCGGACAUUGGACAGAAGGAGCAGAGGUAAAGAAAUGAAAAUGACGGUGGACAAUACUCCUCCUCCAGAGCCAAAGACCAAAGCCGAUUUUAUCAAAUACUUCUGCCAGCUGAAGCUGGACCCCAUCACCGCCUACAAAGAGCUCUACAUCUCCGAGGGCAGCAGAAAGGUCAUCCGCACCAGAGACCUGCAGCCCUACAGCGACAGCCCUGAGAGGUUCGACAGCUUCGCCCAGGUGCUGUGCCGCGAGGCCCUGUCUGGCGGUCGCUUCUACUGGGAAAUCGAGUGGAGCGGGGAGUUCUCCAUCGGCGUGGCCUACAGGAGCAUCAGCCGGAAGGGCAAGGGCUCGCUGUGCCUGCUGGGAUACAACGACAAGUCCUGGAGCCUCCUCUGCUCCGACACGGGAUAUUCCGCCUGGCACAACCGGGUGGACAAAGCCGUCAACGGGCCGCACUCACCCAGGAUAGGCGUGUACCUGGACCACACGGCGGGGGUGCUGGCGUUUUACAGCAUAGGCAGCAGCUCCAUGACGCUCCUGCACAGGUUUCAGACCACGUUUGUCGAGCCCGUCUAUCCGGGCUUCGGAGUCGGAACGUCUGUGAAGAUCUGCAACGUCAAGUGAACUCUGAUGUCUGAGCCUCUGAACAAAUCCACGUUUUGUUUUGUAUAGCAUACAGCAUCAAAGUGUGUAUUUUUACAGGAAUGUAUAAUUAUAGCAAAACCACAUUAAUGGAGUUCUACUAGUUAUGUUUAAAGGAGGAUGUGUGUAUUUUUUUUAAAA
Molecule: messenger RNA, 1893 nt
Organism: Xiphophorus hellerii (green swordtail)
Lineage: Eukaryota; Metazoa; Chordata; Actinopteri; Cyprinodontiformes; Poeciliidae
Gene: ftr82
Product: finTRIM family, member 82
Exons: 7
Coding region: 1-1734 (577 amino acids)
Molecular function (GO): zinc ion binding; protein binding
Source: RefSeq, a predicted model, not a curated record